Messenger RNA from Pipistrellus kuhlii (Kuhl's pipistrelle), 9594 nucleotides. It is a transcript of the gene FLNB, whose product is annotated as filamin B. Gene Ontology annotation, molecular function: actin filament binding. NCBI's taxonomy places the organism in Eukaryota, Metazoa, Chordata, Mammalia, Chiroptera, Vespertilionidae. Bases 174 to 8126 code for a protein of 2650 amino acids. The transcript is spliced from 48 exons. The record is from RefSeq and is a predicted model, not a curated record. Gene Ontology annotation, biological process: actin cytoskeleton organization.
AAGGGCAGGCGGCCACAGAGCAGCCCCGGCCGCGGCCACGGUAGGAGCGAGUUCGAGUCCGACUGCCCCUCACGCUCUUGGGUUCUCGCCGUCCCGGCUCUUGGGCCUUCCGACGCCAGUCCGUUCCCGGCUGCUCCGCCGCGCAUCGCGCCCUCGCCGCCGCCGCCGCCAGGAUGCCGGUCACCGAGAAGGACCUGGCGGAGGACGCGCCGUGGAAGAAGAUCCAGCAGAACACCUUCACGCGCUGGUGCAACGAGCACCUCAAGUGCGUGAACAAGCGCAUCGGGAACCUGCAGACGGACCUGAGCGACGGGCUGCGGCUCAUCGCGCUGCUCGAGGUGCUCAGCCAGAAGCGCAUGUACCGCAAGUACCACCAGCGGCCCACCUUCCGCCAGAUGCAGCUGGAGAACGUGUCCGUGGCGCUCGAGUUCCUGGACCGGGAGAACAUCAAGCUCGUGUCCAUCGACAGCAAAGCCAUCGUGGAUGGGAACCUGAAGCUCAUCCUGGGCCUGGUGUGGACCCUGAUCCUCCACUACUCCAUCUCCAUGCCCGUGUGGGAGGACGAAGGGGAUGACGAUGCCAAGAAGCAGACGCCAAAGCAAAGGCUGCUAGGAUGGAUUCAGAACAAGAUCCCCUAUUUGCCCAUCACCAACUUUAACCAGAACUGGCAAGACGGCAAAGCCCUGGGUGCCCUGGUAGACAGUUGUGCUCCCGGUCUGUGCCCAGACUGGGAAUCCUGGGAUCCGCGGAAGCCGGUGGAUAAUGCACGAGAAGCCAUGCAGCAGGCAGACGACUGGCUGGGUGUCCCGCAGGUCAUCACUCCUGAAGAAAUCAUUCACCCGGACGUGGACGAGCACUCGGUGAUGACGUACCUGUCCCAGUUCCCCAAAGCCAAGCUCAAGCCUGGGGCUCCUCUUAAACCCAAACUCAACCCCAAGAAAGCUCGGGCCUAUGGCAGAGGAAUCGAGCCCACUGGAAACAUGGUGAAGCAGCCGGCCAAGUUCACGGUGGACACCAUCAGCGCCGGGCAAGGAGACCUGAUGGUGUUUGUCGAGGACCCAGAAGGGAACAAAGAGGAGGCACAAGUGACCCCCGCUAGCGACAAGAACAAGACCUACUCCGUGGAGUAUCUGCCCAAGGUCACCGGGCUGCACAAAGUCACGGUCCUCUUUGCGGGACAGCAUAUCUCUAAGAGCCCGUUUGAAGUGAAUGUCGACAAGGCCCAGGGAGAUGCCAGUAAAGUCACCGCAAAAGGCCCUGGUUUGGAAGCUGCUGGGAACAUCGCCAAUAAGCCCACCUACUUUGACAUCUACACAGCAGGUGCCGGCGUGGGUGACAUUGGGGUUGAGGUGGAAGAUCCCCAGGGGAAGAACACCGUGGAGCUGCUCGUGGAAGACAAAGGAAACCAGGUGUACCGAUGUGUGUACAAACCGAUGCAUCCUGGCCCUCACGUGGUCAAGGUCACCUUUGCUGGGGACACCAUUCCCAAGAGUCCCUUCGUUGUACAGGUUGGGGAAGCCUGCAAUCCAAACGCCUGCCGGGCCAGCGGCCGAGGCCUGCAGCCCAAAGGCGUCCGCAUCCGGGAGACGGCAGACUUCAAAGUGGACACCAAAGCUGCUGGAAGCGGGGAGCUUGCCGUAACUGUGAAGGGUCCUAAGGGCCUGGAGGAGCUGGUGAAGCAGAAAGGCUUUCUGGAUGGCGUCUAUGCGUUCGAGUAUUACCCCAGCACCCCGGGGAAGUACAGCAUUGCCGUCACAUGGGGGGGACACCACAUUCCAAAGAGCCCCUUUGAAGUUCAAGUUGGCCCUGAAGCAGGCAUGCAGAAAGUCCGCGCGUGGGGCCCUGGCCUCCAUGGUGGGAUUGUGGGGCGGUCGGCAGACUUCGUGGUGGAGUCCAUUGGCGCUGAAGUGGGGUCUCUGGGGUUUGCCAUUGAAGGCCCCUCCCAGGCGAAGAUUGAGUAUGACGACCAGAAUGAUGGAUCGUGCGACGUCAAGUACUGGCCCAAGGAGCCCGGCGAGUACGCUGUCCACAUCAUGUGUGACGACGAGGACAUCAAGGACAGUCCGUACAUGGCCUUCAUCCACCCGGCCUCAGGAGACUCUAACCCCGAUCUGGUCCAAGCGUACGGGCCAGGUUUGGAGAAAUCUGGGUGCAUUGUCAACAACCUGGCCGAGUUCACCGUGAACCCUCAGAAUGCUGGCAAAGCUCCCUUAAAGAUAUUUGCUCAGGAUGGAGAAGGCCAACCCAUUGACAUCCAGAUGAAGAGUCGGAUGGACGGCACGUACGCCUGCUCCUACACCCCAGUUAAACCCAUCAAGCACACCAUUGCCGUGGUCUGGGGAGGAGUGAACAUCCCUCACAGCCCCUACCGGGUCCACAUUGGGCAGGGUAGCCAUCCCCAGAAGGUCAAAGUGUUUGGGCCAGGCGUGGAGAGAAGUGGACUGAAGGCAAAUGAGCCUACUCACUUCACAGUGGACUGUACUGAGGCUGGAGAAGGUGAUGUCAGCGUUGGCAUUAAAUGUGAUGCCCGGGUGUUGAGUGAGGAUGAGGAAGACGUGGAUUUUGACAUUAUUCACAACGCUAACGACACGUUUACAGUCAAAUAUGUGCCUCCUGCCGCCGGGCGAUACACAAUCAAAGUUCUCUUUGCAUCUCAGGAAAUCCCUGCCAGCCCCUUCAGAGUCAAAGUGGAACCUUCCCACGAUGCCAGCAAGGUGAAGGCGGAAGGCCCGGGCCUCAGCAAAGCAGGCGUGGAAAACGGGAAGCCAACCCACUUCACUGUCUACACCAAAGGGGCCGGCAAAGCCCCACUGAACGUGCAGUUCAGCAGUCCCCUCCCCGGCGACGCGGUGAAGGAUUUGGACAUCAUCGAUAAUUAUGACUACUCCCACACUGUGAAAUACACACCCAACCAGCAGGGGAGCAUGCAGGUCCUGGUUACCUAUGGCGGCGACCCCAUCCCCAAAAGCCCUUUCUCUGUGGGCGUGGCCGCCCCUCUGGACCUGAGCAAGAUCAAGAUUAACGGCCUGGAAAACAGAGUGGAAGUUGGGAAGGACCAGGAGUUCGCCAUUGACACCCGAGGGGCGGGAGGCCAAGGCAAGCUGGACGUGACGAUCCUGAGCCCCUCGAGGAAGGUGGUGCCGUGCCUGGUGGCGCCGGUGCCCGGCCGGGAGAGCAGCACGGCCAAGUUCAUCCCGCGGGAGGAGGGGCUCUACGCCGUCGACGUGACCUACGACGGGCACCCCGUGCUGGGGAGCCCCUACACGGUGGAGGCCUUGCUGCCGCCUGAUCCCACCAAGGUGAAGGCCCAUGGGCCCGGCCUGCAGGGGGGUCUGGUGGGCAAGCCCGCCAAGUUCACCAUCGACACCAAAGGAGCGGGGACCGGCGGCUUGGGCCUCACCGUGGAGGGGCCGUGCGAGGCGAAGAUCGAGUGCUCCGACAACGGCGACGGGACCUGCUCCGUCUCCUACCUUCCCACGAAGCCCGGGGAGUACUUCGUCAACAUCCUCUUCGAGGAGGUCCACAUCCCCGGCUCUCCCUUCAAGGCCGACAUCGAGAUGCCGUUCGACCCCUCCAAGGUCACGGCGUCGGGGCCCGGGCUGGAGCGCGGGAAGGUGGGCGAGGCCGGGCUGCUCAGCGUGGACUGCUCGGAGGCCGGGCCCGGGGCGCUGGGCCUGGAGGCUGUCUCGGACGCGGGGGCGAAGGCCGAGGUCCGCAUCGAGAACAACAAGGACGGCACCUACGCGGUGACCUACGUGCCCCUGACUGCCGGCAUGUACACCCUGACCAUGAAGUACGGCGGGGAGCUCGUGCCCCACUUCCCCGCCCGCAUCAAGGUGGAGCCCGCCGUGGACACCAGCAGGGUCAAAGCCUUCGGGCCGGGAAUAGAAGGAAAAGACGUGUUCCGUGAAGCCACCACCGACUUCACGGUCGACUCCCGGCCCCUGACGAAGGUGGGCGGCAGCCACGUCAAGGCCCACAUCGCCAACCCCUCGGGGGCCUCCACCGAGUGCUUCGUCACGGACAAUGCCGACGGCACCUACCAGGUGGAGUACACGCCCUUCGAGAGAGGUCUCCAUGUGGUGGAGGUGACAUACGAUGAUGUGCCCAUCCCGAACAGUCCCUUCAAAGUGGCUGUGACCGAAGGCUGCCAGCCGUCCCGGGUUCAAGCCCAAGGUCCUGGGCUGAAAGAGGCCUUCACCAACAAACCCAACGUCUUCACCGUGGUGACCCGAGGGGCAGGAAUUGGUGGGCUUGGCAUCACUGUUGAGGGACCAUCAGAGUCAAAGAUAAACUGCAGAGACAACAAAGAUGGCAGCUGCAGCGCCGAGUACGUCCCCUUUGCUCCCGGGGAUUAUGACGUCAAUAUCACGUACGGAGGAGAUCACAUUCCUGGCAGCCCCUUCAGGGUUCCUGUGAAGGAUGUCGUGGACCCCAGCAAGGUCAAGAUUGCUGGCCCCGGGUUGGGCUCGGGGGUCCGAGCCCGAAUCCCCCAGUCCUUUACGGUGGACAGCAGCAAGGCUGGCCUGGCUCCGCUGGAAGUGAGGGUCCUGGGCCCACGCGCUGAUGAGACAGAUUCCCAGUCAUGGCACAGCCCCUUGAAAGCCAUUUCAGAGUUCUUUAAAGGGGAGCCGGAGGGUGACUUUAUGGAAACAGGCCUGGUGGAGCCGGUAAAUGUGGUGGACAAUGGGGAUGGCACACACACGGUGACCUAUACCCCAUCCCAAGAAGGGCCGUACAUGGUCUCUGUGAAAUAUGCUGAUGAAGAGAUCCCUCGUAGUCCCUUUAAGGUCAAGGUCCUUCCCACAUACGAUGCCAGCAAAGUGACUGCCAGUGGCCCCGGCCUCAGCUCCUAUGGUGUGCCCGCCAGUCUUCCGGUGGAGUUUGCGAUCGAUGCCAGAGAUGCCGGGGAAGGCCUGCUUGCUGUUCAAAUAACGGACCAAGAGGGAAAACCCAAAAGAGCCAAUGUCCAUGACAAUAAAGAUGGCACCUACGCGGUCACCUACAUCCCAGACAAGACCGGCCGCUAUAUGAUCGGGGUCACCUACGGGGGGGAUGACAUCCCGUUGUCUCCCUACCGCAUCCGGGCCACACAGACUGGCGAUGCCAGCAAGUGUCUGGCCACAGGUCCUGGAAUCGCCUCCAUUGUGAAAACCGGCGAGGAGGUGGGCUUUGUGGUUGACGCCAAGACUGCCGGGAAGGGGAAAGUGACCUGCACGGUUCUGACCCCGGACGGCACCGAGGCUGAGGCCGACGUUAUCGAAAAUGAGGACGGCACCUAUGACAUUUUCUACACGGCUGCCAAGCCGGGCACCUACGUCAUCUACGUGCGCUUUGGUGGCGUUGAUAUCCCCAACAGCCCCUUCACUGUCAUGGCCACAGAUGGGGAAGUCACGGCCGUGGAGGAGGCACCGGUAAAUGCAUGUUCCCCUGGAUUCAGGCCCUGGGUAACCGAAGAGGCCUAUGUCCCAGUGAGUGACAUGAACGGUCUGGGAUUUAAACCUUUCGACUUGGUCAUCCCAUUUGCGGUCAGAAAAGGAGAGAUCACCGGAGAGGUCCACAUGCCCUCUGGGAAGACGGCCACCCCCGAGAUCGUGGACAACAAGGACGGCACGGUCACCGUCAGAUACGCCCCCACGGAGGUGGGGCUCCAUGAGAUGCACAUCAAGUACAUGGGCAGCCACAUCCCCGAGAGCCCGCUCCAGUUCUACGUGAACUACCCCAACAGUGGGAGCGUGUCUGCUUACGGUCCAGGGCUGGUCUACGGCGUGGCCAACAAAACCGCCACCUUCACCAUCGUCACCGAGGAUGCAGGAGAAGGGGGUCUGGACUUGGCUAUCGAGGGGCCCUCCAAGGCUGAAAUCAGCUGCAUUGACAACAAAGACGGGACGUGCACAGUGACCUACCUGCCCACCCUGCCGGGCGACUACAGCAUUCUGGUCAAGUACAAUGACAAGCACAUCCCCGGCAGCCCCUUCACCGCCAAGAUCACAGAUGACAGCCGGCGGUGCUCUCAAGUGAAGCUGGGCUCUGCCGCCGACUUCCUGCUGGACAUCAGCGAGACCGACCUCAGCACGCUGACGGCCAGCAUCAAGGCCCCGUCCGGCCGCGACGAGCCCUGCCUCCUGAAGAGACUGCCCAACAACCACAUCGGCAUCUCCUUCAUCCCCCGGGAGGUGGGGGAACACCUGGUCAGCAUCAAGAAGAACGGCAACCACGUGGCCAACAGUCCCGUGUCCAUCAUGGUGGUCCAGUCCGAGAUCGGGGACGCCCGCAGAGCCAAAGUCUACGGCCGAGGCCUGUCCGAAGGCCGCACUUUCGAGAUGUCGGAGUUCAUCGUGGACACGAGAGAUGCAGGUUAUGGCGGCAUUUCCCUGGCGGUGGAAGGCCCCAGCAAAGUAGACAUCCAGACAGAGGACCUGGAGGACGGCACCUGCAAGGUCUCCUACUUCCCCACCGUGCCCGGGGUCUACAUCGUCUCGACCAAGUUCGCCGACGAGCACGUGCCCGGGAGCCCGUUCACCGUGAAGAUCAGUGGGGAGGGGAGAGUGAAGGAGAGCAUCACCCGCACCAGCCGAGCCCCGUCCGUGGCCACUGUCGGGAGCAUCUGCGACCUGAACCUGAAAAUCCCAGAAAUCAGCAGCAGCGACAUGUCGGCCCACGUCACCAGCCCCUCCGGCCGUGUCACCGAGGCGGAGAUUGUGCCCGUGGGGAAGAACUCGCACUGCGUCCGGUUCAUGCCCCAGGAGAUGGGCGUGCACACGGUCAGCGUCAAGUACCGCGGCCAGCAUGUGACCGGCAGCCCCUUCCAGUUCACCGUGGGGCCGCUGGGCGAGGGCGGCGCCCACAAGGUCCGGGCAGGCGGCCCCGGCCUGGAGAGGGGAGAAGCGGGCGUCCCAGCCGAGUUCAGCAUCUGGACCCGGGAGGCAGGCGCGGGGGGCCUCUCCAUCGCCGUGGAAGGCCCCAGCAAGGCUGAGAUUACCUUCGAUGACCACAAAAACGGGUCGUGCGGUGUGUCUUACAUUGCCCAAGAGCCUGGUAACUACGAGGUGUCUAUCAAGUUCAACGACGAGCACAUCCCCGAGAGCCCCUACCUGGUGCCGGUCAUCGCGCCCUCGGACGACGCCCGCCGCCUCACUGUUAUGAGCCUUCAGGAAUCGGGAUUAAAGGUUAACCAGCCAGCCUCCUUUGCUAUAAGGCUGAAUGGGGCAAAAGGAAAGAUCGAUGCAAAGGUGCACAGCCCCUCUGGAGCCGUGGAGGAAUGCCACGUGUCUGAGCUGGAGCCAGAUAAGUACGCGGUUCGCUUCAUCCCCCACGAGAACGGCGUCCACACCAUCGACGUCAAGUUCAACGGGAGCCACGUGGUCGGAAGUCCCUUCAAAGUGCGCGUCGGGGAGCCUGGACAGGCGGGGAACCCGGCCCUGGUGUCCGCCUACGGCGCAGGGCUCGAGGGGGGCGUCACAGGGAUCCAGUCUGAAUUCUACAUCAACACCACCAGGGCGGGGCCCGGCACGCUAUCGGUCACCAUCGAAGGCCCGUCCAAGGUUAAAAUGGAUUGCCAGGAAAGCCCAGAAGGGUAUAAAGUCAUGUACACCCCCAUGGCCCCCGGAAACUACCUGAUCGGCGUCAAAUACGGCGGGCCCAACCACAUCGUGGGCAGUCCCUUCAAGGCCAAGGUGACAGAACACUGGGAAAAAUACCAAACAGUAAAAUCACCUCACAGCCUCCAUCCAGGCCAGCGUCUGGUCAGCCCCGGCUUGGCCAAUGAGACCUCGUCCAUCCUGGUGGAGUCGGUGACCAGGUCCUCAACAGAGACCUGCUACAGCGCCAUCCCCAAGGCAUCCUCGGACGCCAGCAAGGUCACCUCCAAGGGGGCAGGGCUGUCGAAGGCCUUUGUGGGCCAGAAGAGCUCCUUCCUGGUGGACUGCAGCAAAGCCGGUUCCAACAUGCUGCUGAUCGGGGUCCACGGGCCCACCACGCCCUGCGAAGAGGUCUCCAUGAAGCACGUGGGCAACCAGCAGUACAACGUCACCUACGUCGUGAAGGAGCGGGGGGAGUACGUCCUGGCCGUGAAGUGGGGGGAGGAGCACAUCCCCGGCAGCCCCUUCCACAUCACCGUGCCUUAGGUGCCUGUCGUCAGAUCCCGGGAGGUGCCUCUGGUGGUUGCUUUUGUUGCUUGUUUGUAACUCGUUUUUUGUUUUUGUUUUUGUUUUUGUUUUGUUUUUUUUACACAAAGUCCUCCGGCUUGUGUGUGGGGGUCUGAAACCCCAUCCCGAAAACAUUGCCAUUCUAAAGUGCCUUCAGAACGAAAUCCUAGACUUGACUCCUUGGGGACGCGUUGGGGGACACUGGGGAAAUGCAAGCUCGUAUGGUGGGCUGGGCAACGCUGACCUCUGGCGGCUCAGAUGGUCCCCUGCAGGCAGACCGAGAACACAGGCAAGGCUGGUGUUAGAAAUGGCACCGGGUACCAGCUUAGGAAACCAGACAGGGAUGAGGGGCAGGGGAAAAGAGGCUUCUCGCUUAGGUGAUUGUUUAGGGAAGUGGAUGGCUUACCACCAGCGUCCUCUCCUCCGGUGCCCACAGCACGUGAGAAAAGGCUGCUAACGUGGGCACGUUGUUUUGACCACUCGUUCCCACCCCACGCUGCUCUGUAGCCUUUUUACCACAUGACAGCCGGCGGCCUGGAGGGCUCUCGGCCGCCUCUCCCUCACCGGCUGGUAAUUGCCCUGCAAAGUCCGACCGUGUGACCAUCUUGGCAGCCAUGUGUCUGUUCUUGCUCUUAAAGUCUGGUCAGUCUUGGUCUGGAGGAAGGUCUGCAGCGGCCAGCAGCCCUUCCCCCACCCCCCACUUGCCAAAGAUCCCUUUUUGUAACCAACGCACUAGCCCCUGUGCCUCACACACACUCCAGCCGCGUGCCCGUCAUGAGCUCUCCCAGCACGCUCUCCGUGGCAGGGAGGGGUCCCCGUGUCAGCAGCAGUCUUCGCGCGACACAGCCCUCCACACCCAGCCCGGGCUGUCUCGGGGGCCACUUUUUCUGGAAAAUAGUUAUAGGUAGGAAAGAAGGAAGGUCCUGCCAACUUCUGGUCUGAUCAGGGACCGUGGAGGGGGUGGACCGCAGCUCCUCGGUGCUCCUUCGCUGUUUGGCAAAAAUAGCAAAAGCUGCGUGCCCGGUGGUGGCUGUGUCUUUGGCCCUGACCCCCUAUCAUCCAGACGGUGUUUGGAAAGCAACAGGCAGGUGCAAGAGUCUACAAACGGGGUGCAAGGCCUUGUGCCCCCCUUCCUGCACCCCUGCUUGGGACUAAAGCUAGAGCGUCGGGCUGGCUGGCUGCAGGGCCCGCCGUGGAGUGUGGUCAGGGCAGGCUGCGGCUGCCGUGCCUCUGUGGGCGGGCGGGGCCCAGGUGGGGGGCCUGCAGCGAGGGGCGGCAGCUGGGGCCAGUGUUGGCACACGCCCAACGUUCGAAACUGGAGCGGCCAGAAGCCUCAGGUGAAGGGACCACAGGCCUCGGAAACUGGGACAAGGAAGCGAAACUGGAAUCAAAUGCUGACUGUAAAUUGUACCUUAUAACUUAUUAAAUAAAACAUUUGCUCCUUAAA